This is a messenger RNA of Clupea harengus (Atlantic herring), 2114 nucleotides long. RefSeq names its product zinc finger protein 135-like. The coding region runs from base 84 to 1133 and encodes 349 amino acids. The transcript has a single exon. Lineage: Eukaryota; Metazoa; Chordata; Actinopteri; Clupeiformes; Clupeidae. The record is from RefSeq and is a predicted model, not a curated record.
GGAUCCAAUCUAACAAGAGUUGGAACUCUGAGGAAAAAAGAAACAAAGACAGAAGUCCCCAUCGCUCACACCUAACCGAGCAAAUGAUGACACAUACUGGAAAAAAGCCACACGAGUGUUCUCAGUGUUCUCAGUGUGGGAAGGUGUUUAGUCACAUGUCUGCUCUCAAGACACACCAGAGGAUCCACACUGGGGAAAAGCCGUAUCAGUGUUCUCAGUGUGGAAAGGCCUUUAGUACAAUAGGUAAUCUCAAAAAUCACCAGAGGACCCAUACUGGGGAAAAGCCGUAUCAGUGUUCUCAGUGCGGGAAGGUCUUUAGUCACAUGUCUGCUCUCAAGACACACCAGAGGAUCCAUACUGGGGAAAAGCCGUAUCAGUGUUCUCAGUGUGGAAAGGCAUUUAGCCAAAUAGGUCCUCUCAAGACACACCAGAGGAUCCAUACUGGGGAAAAGCCGUAUCAGUGUUCUCAGUGUGGAAACUCCUUUAAGGACACUUCUAGCCUCAAGAGACACCAGAGGAUCCAUACUGGUGAAAAGCCAUAUCAGUGCACUACUUGUGGGAAAAGUUUCAAGACAAACUCACAUCUCACCUCCCAUCAGAUCACACACUCUGGAGAAAAGCCACAUCACUGUUCAGAGUGUGGGAAGGUCUUUAGCCACAUGUCUGCUCUCAAGACACACCAGAGGAUCCAUACUGGGGAAAAGCCGUAUCAGUGUUUUCAAUGUGAAAAGGCAUUUAGUACAAUAGGUCAUCUCAAGACACACCAGAGGAUCCAUACUGGGGAAAAGCCGUAUCACUGUUCUCAGUGUGAAAAGGCAUUUAGUACAAUAGGUCAUCUCAAGACACACCAGAGGAUCCAUACUGGGGAAAAGCCGUAUCAGUGUUCUCAGUGUGGAACGGUCUUUAGUCACAGGUCUGCUCUCAAAAAACACCAGAGGAUCCAUACUGGGGAAAAGCCGUAUCAGUGUUCUCAGUGUGAAAAGGCCUUUAGUACAAUAGGUAAUCUCAAGUCACACCAGACGACCCAUACUGGGGAAAAGCCGUAUCAGUGUUCUCAGUGUGGAAAGGCCUUUAGCCAAAUAGGUAAUCUCAAAAGACACCAGCUGAUCCACGGUUCUGAUGUGCUGCCCUGAUAAUACUUGAUAAAGUUUUUACUUUCUUUAAAUGUCUUUGGUUAAAUGAGUUUUAAACAUAAUGUCAUGCACACGAUUAAGGCUAAUUUCUUCAUGUCUGAAGCAUGUGUUGGGGUAAAGAUUGAAACCUAAGUUUUUCAAGUUUGUGAUGGUGUUGAGGAGGGGUGUGUGUGCUUUUAUACAAACUACAAUCUACAAGCAUCUACUAGUGCAUGUACAAGUAAAAGUAGUGUAUGCAUCAGCUGUCCAGAUAUGAGGCCAUAAACAGAUCAUCAUGUGAAGGCUGUGAGCUUGGCAACAGCUGAAAUAUGUGUUGAGUCUCGGGGCGGGGUGGGGGUGCACAGAAAGGGUGGUAGGGAACAAAGCAUUGUCAUUGUCAAAAGGGUACACAGACAAACAUGGCUACCUCGAGAAAACAGACUCUGCACUCACUGUAGUAAUCGGGUAGUGGAGGAUGAGUUUCUUUUCCUGACAGAAUGUAAUGAGUACAACAACAUCAGGGAAACCUACUUCUCAAGAACAGAAGAUAUUUGCUCUGGGUGUAUACAAAUGAAAAGAGAAGACAAAUCACUCCUAGGGGAAAUAGGUGAAUACAAAGACCUAAUCUCCUUGUAUCUACUCUCUUGCCACAUAUUGAGAGAUAAUACCACAUAACUGUAAAUAAUGAAUAAAACAUUAACAUUUAUUGUUGUUUUUUUUCUUUUUCAUUUGGUACAUUACAUACAUUUUUUACUGAAAUGUUUGUCAGUUUAUUUUAAAAUAUUUUUCCUUUGACGAUUUUUUACUUCAUUAUUAUUAGAAAACUAUUAUUCACACAAAAAAAAACCUUCUUUACAUGAACAAGACUGAUAGAUCAGAAUUGAAUUGAUGAAGAGUUUGAGGUUAAUCAGAGCAUACACACAGGUGAAAAGGCCUACGAGGGUUUUAAGUGUGGAACAGCUUUUAAUCAUUACAUUUGCAUUUAGUCAUUUGGCAGACACU